Messenger RNA from Anopheles maculipalpis, 9508 nucleotides. It is a transcript of the gene pcx, whose product is annotated as protein pecanex. Gene Ontology annotation, cellular component: membrane; endoplasmic reticulum. NCBI's taxonomy places the organism in Eukaryota, Metazoa, Arthropoda, Insecta, Diptera, Culicidae. Gene Ontology annotation, biological process: endoplasmic reticulum organization. The record is from RefSeq and is a predicted model, not a curated record. The transcript is spliced from 10 exons. Bases 35 to 9508 code for a protein of 3157 amino acids.
ACCAGCAACGGCAGCAUGAAAUGAGUAGCCAGCAAUGGGUUCGCAAACGUUAAAAAUCCUACGACAGGGUGUGCUGGCCAGCUUGACCGGUGGCUGGUACUACGACGUGCAUCAGAAUGUCUUCUGCAAUGCCGUCCAUCUGUACAUCUGGCUGUUUUUGUUGUUCCUUCCGUUCAUCAUUUAUAUGUACUUCCCGACCACCGUAGUUGUAUGGAGCAUUUACUGCGUGCUGAUCGCGAUCAUCAUCACGUUCUUCAAGAUGGUGAAUGUGGCGCUGCACCGCAUGUACGAUCGUGCCCGGACGCUUUCCGAGACGAACCUGAAAAAACCGGGCAGUGCCAAUUCCGGCAAGGCACCGCGCGAAGCGGACACCGGCAUCAUCGGGAUCGGUGGCUCGGGUGACGAUGAGCCCGGGAUUGAAAUGCAAAUCCUUGGCACGGUGGAAGUGGUCGGCGGUACACCACCGGUAAACGCAUCGUCCCGUACGUCGGUCGAGCACCAUAGCGAUGAAAACAGUUACGCUAAUAGUGCGAUAUCGAUCGACUACCAGGAGGUGACCAGUACGAUCGAUCUAAAGGUUGACGUCCAUCGGAAGAAUAGCUCCGAAUCGAGCGAUAGUGGACUGAGUGGUGCUGCUGCGGCGUCAUCGGGCACGGCAGGUGCUGCCGGUGUUAGUGGAACAGCGGCGGGACUGGGAGCAGUCGUUCCAUCGGCAGCUUGCAGUGACGCGUGCUUUCGAAGCGAUCGAAUUGCGGAAGCAAACAACGAAACACCAUUUGGUGUGCCAGUGGUACGAUGCGGGGCACCGGUGCAAACGCACACAGCGGAGGUGUGCAGUACGGGUAGUACGCAUAAACGCUCCCUGUCCACUCCGAAUCAGGAUCGGUUUUCUGAGCUGGUGUUGGAAACGGUGAUGCGUGAGAUGACGCGCGAAUUUGGCGAUCUUCCCUCGGCGGGCGGUGGUGCAAGUGCCGGCGGUAGUGGAGCCGGUUCGAGUAGCAGCACGAAGGGAGAUUCGGGGACGGGCACGCGAAUGUUGGGUUCUGCCCAAUCGAAUGCAUCGCUGCGGCGCCAUCAGUACAAAUCGAAGCGGAAACAGCGCUUCAUGAACAGUCAACUACAGCGCCAAAUAUCGCUCGAUUCGGAAAAGCUGAAUGGCAGCAAUGUGUUCACGGCAGACGAACAACCGGUCGACGGACAGAAGACGGUGUCGGGUACGGGUAUUAGCGAGGUAACCGACGGUGGUACGCGUAAUCGUCGCCGAACGGGUGCAGGAGGUGCUGCUGGAGCGGAGGGAGGAGGCAUGCAGUUGCAGAGGCAUCUGAGUUCGGAGGAUCAAAAUAACAAAUCGGUUAGUUCGUUGUUUCAUCAUCAGCUGCACCAUCACCACCAUCAUCAUCACCAUCAUCAUAUGCUUGCGAUGCAGAAUCUCGAUCCGGAUCUAUACAUGGAUCACAAUUACACGAAAUCGGCCGUACAGCUGGCGAUAGCGGACACGGGCAGUGGGAACGACACGUCCAACAGCUCCAAGAUCACCUACCUCCUGCAUCAGGCCACUCCGAUACGGCGAGAUUCGAGUAGCACCAUGUCCGCGCUACAGUUGCCAACGAUUGCGAGCAGUAGCGGUCCGGCAAGCGGCGGUUCCAUUACUGGCGGUGUGUCGGGGGAUGGUGUCGGUGGAACACCGGGAGCCGAACGGACCGUUAACAGAGGUGGCAAUAAUGCGUCCGGCAAACGACGCCGACACUCGAACACUACCAACAGUGGGAAUGGUGGACAGGGGCGACCACUGCCACGCUCGUUAACGUCCGUCAGACGCAUCAAAAGUGCAGCCCUGGAAACGUGCAGUCCGGCCUCGAUACCAAACCUAACGCCAACCCACCCGAACAGUGUGGAGGUGAUCGGUGGCCAAACGCUGCGCAAUCCGCGACAUACGGUGCUGCCUCCGCCGAGCAAAUGCUUGUCGCGCAAUCCGUACCUGAACUUGUUUACUAAAUCCAACGAAGGAAGCAGUGGAACGGGACUGGUGGACGUGUGCGGGGGCGGCUCGUCCAGCUUUAUGGUUCAGCUUGGUUGUGAUAGUGGUUCUGCCUUCGAAUCGGUGCUUCCCGGCGCUACCAAUGCCGGCAGCGAACCGGUAUAUCCGAUCGCGGAACAAUCUGAUGAAAGUACGCCGGUAAAAAGUAGUGCGGUUGGUGGUAGUGCGACACGGCUGCGAGUGAGAGAUGAAAACACACCACCGGUACAGCGUUUUGAUCUGCAUUCCGAUUCGGACGAUGACGGGCUGGAAGAUGACGAUGAGGAUGAGGAUGACAUUCUAGAGGAUGAGGAUGAUGGUGGACCGGAAAGCGAGGUGGACGAAGGGGAUGAUGUGAUAGACAUCGAUCCCGCGGACGUGUCGGAAAAUGGACGAACGACUGAGCGGACGAAGAUGGAAGAAAAUUACUAUCCCUCGGAAGAACUGAAACCGAACCAACGGAUAGGUGAUAGCGAAGAAGAUCUCACACUGCACGACCAACUACGACGAUUGCACCAUCAACAACAGCAGCAGCAGCAGCAGCAGCAACAGCAACAAAGAGUUCCAGAAGAGGAGGCGCCAAUUGGGGUGGAGGAAGCUCCCGGUGUUGAAUCGGACCUAGAACAUCCCGACAGUGGUCUUCAGUCGACCGAUUCAGACACAGAAACGAAUGCCGGAUCACGAUCACCGCUGCUAGAACCGCGUACCCAUCGAACGCAUUCCGAACAGCAGGUUGGUGGAACGGCCACGAUAGUGGAAGCGAAAAAUCCAGCCUGUUGUGCCAUAGUGCCUCCGAAGCUGAUCGGUAGUAGUGAGGUGAAGAAAACUUCCUCCAGUCCAACGAUCAGCUGUAGCGACAGGUGCACCGACACGAUGCAACAGCAACAACACAUGCUACUUCGUUCGCCGCUCGCGAAAGCGUUCGAGGAGACGGGAUGUCUUUCUUCUAGCGAUUGGGAGCAGGCGAGUGCUAGUUCGAAAGAUUUGCUCAUAGCAAAGGACACCGCCAUGUCCCAGGAUGGUGCAACUGGAUCUGGGCUGAAGAAAUCCGUUACGGGGAGUGAAUCGGAUCCGCAAAUUCCUGGCUCGAGUGGAACAACGAGCAAACCGAAGGUAAAGGAUGAAGGAAAAACAGGAGCCUCUAGUUGUUCGACCGUCGCAGACAAAGAGGCUACAAAUGGAGGAUCUUCGCUAUCGGUGACACAGUUACAGCAGCGAAAUUUAGGAGCCAUUCCAAAAACCUCACCACCGGGACGUAGUGCCAGCGUGCGGCGGCUAAGCGUGGAGGAAAACUACCCCGCCACGAGCAGCAAAAUCUACAAUCGAUCACUCUCCCAGCGGUUGCUGGCGGAGCGAAUACCGGAAAACUCCACAGCAGCUCCGUUAAUAACGUUCCUAAACUAUCGUUCGGAUGUGCCAAUUCCACCGAUCUAUCUCCCGGGGAACAGUGCACUGUCGGAGCAGCAAACGGCCAGCUUUACGUUUCGUCGCCCAGCGCCCCUACCGACACGUCCUUAUCGUCACCUGAACUGUCGCUUACGGAUGCUGAAACCGGACGGUGGAAAUGCCGAUAGUGGUGCUGCUUCCGGUGGAAGUGCAGGAGGAUCCUCAACGCAGGCUGGUGUAUCUUCGUCAUCCGGAACGUUUGGCGAUUAUUGGCGCGAUGAUGAUAAUAACAAUUGCAAUUACUGUCUGGAUGCGCUUGAAAAUCCACAAACACGUCUACAAUCGAUUGCGGCAAGUUCGAGCACAUCCAGUGCAAGUAACUUUACUGGGUAUGGUGGCGGCACGUCACGUAACAUCUGUCACGACGCACUGAUGCCGGGAGCCGUCGGUGAAAUGCCUUUAAAUUUCUACGUCACAGACGAUUCCGAUCGAUGGUUGCGGUGUGCGGCAAAUGUGAUAAAGGAACGGUUCGGUGCGCUAAACCCGUUGAAUCCGUAUCUACAUCAUCAUAUGCAUCACCAUCAUCAUCAUCACCGUACGAUCAGCAUCAGUGGACCGUCGACGAGUGGGACGGGUGGUGUGAUUGGAAGUAUGGGUAGCGGUGUUGGUGAAAGUGGACUUGCAUCCGGUGGACCAACGGUUGGGACGAUAUCAUCCGCGGGCGAUGAUUUUAACACAGCCUCAAUUAACUCGGGCAGCGGAAUGGCGGAUAAAACGAUCGUGGCAUCGACUGAUUUUAGUUUGUCGCGUGCGCAAAGCACGAUCGACGUUGUGCCACAUUCGAUGUUCGGAGAAGCCGGUCCGAAGGUACGUCCAAAGCGGUACUACAAACUGUCGUUACGGUUUCUUUGCUUCCGGGAGCAUCUGAACAUAUCGAUGAACCGAUUGCAGCUGUUAGCGCUGUUCGAUCGGGACACGAGCUGGACUCAAGUGGUGUUGGCGAUCGCGCUCUGUACGCUUGUAUCGCUGCUCGGAUCGCUCGUGCUGUAUCUGAAGUUUUACGAAGAUCUGUACGCGUUUAUAUUCUGCUUCGUGAUUGCCGGGAGUCAGUAUUCGCUGCUGAAGAGUGUCCAACCAGACGCAGCCUCACCGAUACAUGGAUUCAACAAAACCGUUACAUAUUCGCGUCCCAUCUACUUCUGUCUCUGCUGUGGAUUGUUGUUGGGUGUGCAUCAACUGUUGCGAGAGUACCAGCUCGGCCUAGGACACGGUAACAGCGUUUCGAUGGUGCUGUUUGGCUUUCCGAUCUCGAUCGUUGCUUUCCUGCAGUCAGCUCAAACUAUCCUCGCGGUGGUGAUUCUAUCGUUUCCGCUUUUGUUCAGCUUGGGACUGUUCCCGCAAAUUAACACCUUCACGAUGUACUUUCUGGAGCAGGUCGAUAUGCAUCUUUUCGGGAGCAAUGCAUCCUGCAGCCUGCUCGCAUCGUUUCUUUCCGUCGUACGUUCGAUCGUCGCUUGUACGCUGCUGUUCGGACUCGUGUACGGAGCGCUGUCCGAAACAGGUACACAGCACGUCCUGUUUUCGAUGUAUUGUGCAUUUCUGGUGACAGUAUCGUACCAUCUGUCCCGUUGCGCAAGCGAUUACACCUACAUCUGGGCGGUGAUAAAAUCCAGCCUCCUUACACACUCCGACUACGAUGACACAUCGAGCAAGGAAGAUUCGAAAAUUUCUUCCGAUUCGUGUGACGAUACGCCAAAGGAUGGACAAAGGCGACAAUCGAAUGGUGAUGGUGGUGGUGGGGAAGGAUCGGCUCGAUCAACCGAUGAGAUGAAUCGUGACUUUGACGAAGAAGCAGGACGUGACGCAGUAUCGAAGGAGUUGGAUGAUCCAUUGCCUCGAAAGCUGCAGGAUACGGUAACAGCUCGGUUGAAAAAUGAUGCCGUUGUGUGCGUGGUACUGUCGGUGGCAAUGUUUAGUUUGCACUGUAGUACAGUGUUUACGGUACUGCAGCCGGAGAUCAAUCAUGUGCUGCAUACCGGUGCUUGCAUCCUAGGCUUCCUGAUGCACUACAUUGUGCCACAGCUGCGAAAGCAUCUGCCUUGGUUGUGCAUUGCGAAGCCGAUCCUAAAGCCGGAAGAGUUUGGGCUGUUUGAGGUGCACAAGCUUUCGAAGAUCAUGUGGUUCGAGACGAUGUACGUGGUGCUGUGCUUCUUCGAGCGUAACAUUCUGUAUCCGCUCAUCUUCAUCAGCGCAUUGACGGCUGACUGCAUGCAGAUAGCUCAAAAGUUUGGUUUCACGCUAGGCUCGAUCCUGAUCGCAAUGUGCAGUUUGAAAUGUGUUCGUAACGCUUACUCCGAUACUGGCAGUCAGUACAUCAUACUCAUCUUUACGGUGCUUUUCUUUCGGUUGGACUACAAAAUGUCGAGCGAAACGUUUCUGUUGGACUAUUUUCUCAUUUCGAUCCUGUACCGUAAGAUUGCUGAAUUUCUAUUGAAGCUGCAAUUUGUCGUGACGUACAUUGCACCGUGGCAAAUCACGUGGGGCUCAGCGUUUCAUGCAUUUGCGCAACCGUUCAGUGUGCCUCAUUCGGCGAUGCUGUUUCUGCAAACGGCGAUUAGUGCAAUCCUGUCGACACCACUCAAUCCAUUUCUUGGAAGUGCCAUAUUUCUCACCUCUUACGUACGUCCGAUUAAGUUCUGGGAGCGUGAUUACAAUACUCGUCGCAUCGAUCACUCGAACACACGGCUAAGCUCACAGCUCGAGCGUGAUCUCGGUGCGGAUGAUAACAAUUUAAACAGCAUCUUCUACGAACACCUGACGCGAUCGCUGCAACAUUCGCUGUGCGGUGACCUGCAGAUGGGUCGCUGGGGAAACGUCAGCCAGGGAGAUUGCUUCGUACUUGCCUCUGAUUAUCUAAACUGCCUUGUACACAUAAUCGAGCUUGGUAAUGGGCUCUGUACAUUUCAAAUGCGUGGUCUCGAGUUUCGGGGCACGUACUGCCAGCAGCGGGAAGUUGAAGCAAUCUCGGAGGAGGUGGAAGAUAAUAUUGGAUGCUGUUGCUGUGCGAUCGGUCGUUUGCCGCGUAUGUUAAGUGCCAACGCAAUGUUCACGACACGCUGGCUUGCCUGGCAAGUGAUGGCGUCGAAGUACGUGUUGGAAGGUUACUCUAUCUCUGAUAACUCGGCCACCGCCACGAUGCAGGUGUUUGAGUUCCGCAAGGUGCUGAUAUCGUAUUAUGUAAAGAGCAUCAUCUACUACACGCUACGAUCGCCAAAGCUGAUGAGCUGGCUCCAGUCGCAGGCAAUUGAGGAAGCGCUCGAACACACCACCGACCGGCAGUUUGUAGAUUUGGAUCCGGUGUUCAACAUCAAUCUGGACGAUGACUACGAUUCACGGGCAGCCGGUAUAACGCGCAGCAGCUUUUGGUGCGUGUACGGUGAAUGGAUACAGUUUUGUAGCGAUAAAAAGCGUCAGCAGCUGCAGGCAGCUCUUAACGAGCGUACGCCACGAAAAUCGGCUGCUACAGCUGCAAGAAAUGGUACAACGAACAACACUACUGCUGCUUCGGGUGAUAGUGCUGGAGGGAAUUGUGUCGUAUCUUCUACAUCGAACGCCAAUGUAACCAAAGCAGAGAGUGGCAGUAGCGGUGUGUUAAAGGAAGGAAAAGCUUCUUCGGAAGGUACGGGUGCCACAAACACGGGUUCAACUGCAUUGGUGGACGGUUGGGUGGAAGGAUCAGCAGCAGAUGCUGUUGGUUCAAAUAAGCCAGAAUGUGGUGAAUCUAGUGGAACCAAUGGUAAUAAUGGGCCAGCAGGAACGUCUUCGAAUGGUGCGUCUAGUGGUGCGUCAAAUGCGAACGGUGCAGGUUCUUCGAAUAAUGGAUCGAAUGGCUCCGCAAAUGCCUUUUUCAAAUCGACUCGUGAUUCAUUGGUGGCCUCCCUGUGCAUGUCAUUGGCACUAUUAGCCCGACGAACGCUUGCCACUGCCAGUCACAGUUCAUCCUGUGGCGUUGAAUUCUUUCUCCACGGACUACACGCACUGUUCAAGGGCGAUUUUCGCAUCACGUGCCCGAGAGACGAAUGGGUAUUUGCGGAUAUGGAACUACUCCAUGGCGUUGUAGCGCCGGCCGUUCGAAUGUCCCUUAAGCUUCAUCAAGACCAUUUUCUCUGUCCGGACGAGUACGAUGAUUAUAGCAAUCUGUACAAUGCGAUCGAUUUCCACACCAAGGAGCUUGUGAUAUCGCACGAAGCUGAUCCACUGUGGCGCAAUGCGGUGCUACGCGGAACGCCAAAUUUGCUCGCCCUGCGUCACGUCAUGGAUGACGGAUCGGAUGAGUAUCGUGUCAUAAGGCUUACGAAGCGAUUUCUCACCUUCCGGGUGAUCAAACUGAAUCGGGAGUGUGUGCGUGGCCUUUGGGCUGGCCAACAGCAGGAACUGAUCUAUCUGCGCAAUCGUAACCCCGAGCGGGGUAGCAUACAAAACGCAAAGCAAGCGCUACGCAACAUCAUCAACUCAUCGUGCGAUCAACCGAUCGGAUAUCCGAUCUACGUCUCACCGCUGACGACGUCGUACGCAGAAACGAACGCACAGUUGUGUCGUAUCAUUGGUGGUGAGAUAACGUUGGAAAAAAUACAAUCCAUGUUGAUUCGCACCUGGAAGCGUAUACGGCAGCGCUGUCGGGAAGGUUGCAGCAGCGGUAGUGCCAUUAUCGAGGGCGAGAUGACAGAAAUGCAGGGCGUGUACUGCAAUACACCGACGCCGAAUAAUACGCUAUCCGGAACGGCCGGUACGCUAUCGUACGGCAGUCAAAAUAUGUCCAUCUCGGGCGCGGUGGCAAAUCGGGGCAGUAUGGCCAGUAUUAACAAACCGACCAGCUCGACCCUGUUGGCUGGCUUUCUGAUACGCGAGCGGGACGCCGAACGGGAAGCGAUGGCGCUCGGUUUGACGGCGGCUGGUUUGCGGGAACGAAACACGAUCGCAAAGCGAACCGUGGGAAGCACCAGCAAGGAUCGGAUUGAUUGGGGAGCGUUGCAGAUUAACAAGCGCGAUUCGUUCCGUGAGGUGCUGGCGGAAGCGGUUGCCGCUGCUGCUGCCGGUGGAAGUGGAAACGAUAGUUCGGUUGGCGCUGACGAUGAAAGCCAAAGCACUGCGGGUGGUAGUCCGAGCUCGACGUUGAAGCAGCAGGGAAGUGUUGAAUCCACGUCCGGAUUGGCUGCCAGUGGGUACAUCCACAAAGCGAACGUCCCUUCCUCGAUGCUCUCUGGGGGUGGGCCGGGAUUUAGCUCGGCACUUGCCAGCAGUGGCGCUGGGAAUAAUGUGGUGGCGGCCGGUAGUCGCAUUCCGGGAGUACCUGGUACGUUGACGUUUACGCUCUCACCACCGGACGAUGCACCCUACUCGUUGUUUGUGAUGGCGGAGGCGCAACCGGACGAACCGAAGUCUGGGCUUCAGUGGCUGCAUUCUCCACCGGCAAUCGGACUGAACAAGAAAGUCAUCAUUGUGGAUGCAUCACAGAUUUACGAUUGCCUAGACCUUGGCCGCCGGAUCGAUGUAACCUGGCCAAACGAACAGUUUCGAUCGAGCGGUGGACGCUCAUCGUGGAAAGACUGGACGCCGCAGGAGGGCAUGGUUGGCAACGUUGUGCACUUUUGGCAACCGAAUCAUCCCGAUCAUCACUUCCGCUCCAAUGUGAAUCGCACCAUACUGCUGGUAAAGAUUGGUGAACGGCAUGUACCGAUCGGUGAGAAGGGCAUCAAGGAGUACAACACAAUCGGCUUAGUUGCGGCGGAUCCUCUCACAACCAUCGUUAGUGUUGACGAGACGACCAGUAGUGUCACACCGGCACGACAGCAUUCGCUGGAAGCGGCUGUGGGGUGCGGCGAACUCGGUGCACCUUCAGUAGAAUUACCGACGAACGUGUCCACCGGACAGAACGAAUUGCAAACGAAUCAAGCUGAGGAGCAAGCUAGUUCCACCUCAAGCGAAGCCACCAAUCAGAGUGUAAUGGAAACCGCACCAAAGGGAGAGCUGGUGGAUAGCGGAGUGGUAGAGCCACCAGAGACAUCGUCAUCGAUAGAUGCAUCAUCUACACAAACGAAAAAAUAG